CUUUUUGUGGCCUUAGAAGAUGCAGCAUGUGCUGUCAUUUGUGGGUAUGGAAAGGGGGAGGCGUUGAGCAUCUGAAAGACUUUUAAUGAACGCUGUCAGUGUCUUUUGAGAGCAAAUAGUCACAGACACAGGAAGAAUGCGGUGGAAAGUGCUGUGCUUUUUCUAUUUUCACAUUGGAGGCACAUAGACGACAUCUCCUUACAGGGCAUCUGCAUGAUACGGCUUAAUAUCGAGCAUCCAAGAAAAGGAAUCUUCUCAUCGUCUUUGGAUAUUGUGUUCGCCUGCAGCUGGUUCCUUUAUUCUAUCUGGUUGAAUAUGUAGAUCUUCUGUGUGCGCUGUGUUGUUUUUUAUUUUUUUUUAUUUUUUAUUUUAUUUUUUUUUAUUCCUUUUGUCGCCUAGUUGCCUAGACAAUCAUUUGCUCUUUAAGAGAAUGUCUGGCACUCGUAAAGACUUUGAUGUGAAGCAGAUACUAAGAAUCAGAUGGAGGUGGUUUGGUCACCAGGCAGCACCUGUCAACGCUAUCCAGCAAGGAGACUCUCUGAGUGGUGAUCAGAGCCCAGUGGCUGGGGAGAGAAAGUUUUUGGACCCGAGUAACCUCCCUCUGCCCUUGCAGUCAGUAGAAUCCAGAAGAACCAGCAGUCAGGGCUUCCAAAAUUUGCUUCCUUUCUCCAUGGCGUCCGCGUCUGAGCACACUGCCUCCUCGACAGAACUUGCUGCAGGUGCCUCAGAAGCAGGACAUUGGCUUAACAAACCAGAACCUGAAGAUGGAGCCAGCGAGGAAGACGUUGACUCCGAGAGCAGUUCCUGCAGGACCUCAAACAGCAGCCAAACGUUAUCUUCCUGCCAUACAAUGGAGUCCUGUGCCCCAGAUGAGUUCUUCCAGUCCCUCAACCAUGCGGAGCAGACCUUCAAGAAGAUGGAAAACUACUUGCGGCACAAACAGCUUUGUGAUGUUGUCCUGAUCGCUGGCGAUCGGAGAAUUCCUGCACACAGGUUGGUUCUGUCCUCCGUAUCAGAUUACUUUGCAGCAAUGUUCACCAGUGACGUCAGAGAAGCCAAACAGGAGGAAAUAAAAAUGGAAGGUGUUGAACCCAAUGCUCUUUGGGCCUUAGUUCAGUAUUCAUACACAGGUCGCCUGGAGUUAAAAGAAGACAACGUUGAGAGUCUCCUGUCCACUGCCUGUCUACUGCAGUUAUCUCAAGUAGUUGAGGCUUGCUGUAGUUUCUUAAUGAAGCAGCUUCACCCCUCCAACUGCUUGGGUAUCCGUUCUUUUGCUGAUGCUCAGGGAUGUGCAGAUUUACAUAAGAUGGCUCAUAGUUACACAAUGGAUCAUUUCUUGGAAGUAAUAAGAAAUCAAGAGUUCCUAUUGUUGCCAGGGACAGAAAUAGCUAAACUACUAGCAAGUGAUGAUAUGAACAUUCCAAAUGAAGAAACCAUUCUCAAUGCCCUGCUUACCUGGGUCCGGCAUGAUGUGGAAGAAAGAAGAAGAGAACUAAGUAAACUGUUGGCGUAUAUCCGCCUCCCUCUGUUGGCACCCCAGUUUCUUGCAGACAUGGAAAAUAAUGCACUAUUUAGGGAUGACAUUGAGUGUCAGAAACUAAUAAUGGAAGCCAUGAAAUACCACUUAUUGCCUGAGCGGAGACCCAUGUUACAGAGCCCUCGCACAAAGCCCAGGAAGUCCACUGUAGGGAUGCUGUUUGCUGUUGGUGGAAUGGAUGCCACAAAAGGAGCUACUAGUAUUGAAAAGUAUGAUCUGCGGACCAACAUGUGGACCCCAGUAGCAAACAUGAAUGGACGGAGGCUGCAGUUCGGUGUUGCAGUGUUGGAUGACAAGCUGUAUGUUGUUGGAGGGAGGGAUGGACUGAAGACAUUGAAUACUGUUGAGUGUUAUAAUCCUAAAACCAAAACGUGGAGUGUUAUGCCACCUAUGUCUACACAUCGGCAUGGCCUUGGUGUGGCAGUUUUAGAAGGUCCUAUGUAUGCUGUUGGUGGCCACGAUGGUUGGAGCUACCUUAACACAGUGGAACGGUGGGAUCCUCAGGCUAGGCAAUGGAACUUUGUUGCUAGUAUGUCAACUCCGAGGAGCACAGUGGGUGUAGCAGUCCUGGGUGGAAAACUUUAUGCAGUAGGUGGUCGGGAUGGAAGUUCUUGCCUCAAGUCUGUAGAAUGCUUUGACCCUCACACCAAUAAGUGGACCUUGUGCUCACAGAUGUCCAAAAGAAGAGGGGGAGUUGGGGUAGCCACAUGGAAUGGUUUCUUAUAUGCGAUUGGGGGACAUGAUGCUCCGGCGUCAAAUUUAACUUCUCGACUUUCAGACUGUGUAGAAAGGUAUGAUCCCAAAACGGACAUGUGGACUUCGGUGGCCUCCAUGAGUAUUAGCAGGGAUGCAGUAGGUGUCUGUCUGUUGGGUGACAAACUGUAUGCUGUUGGCGGGUAUGAUGGACAGAGCUAUCUGAAUAAUGUGGAGGCUUAUGACCCACAAACAAAUGAAUGGACGCAGGUUGCCCCAUUGUGCCUUGGUAGAGCGGGGGCUUGUGUUGUCACAGUGAGACUAUAGCCUACAAGUUUUCAAUGUCGUCUGCACAUUCCAAAGAGCUACAGAAUCAUGGAAGACAUAAAGCUUUAUUGUGAAGGAUAUGCGUAAAGGAUACUACUAUUAUUUAUCAUGUGUUAUAAUGUUCUACCUGAACACUUUUUAUAGAUGUUGAUCAUUUGUCUAUGACAGAGUAUUUAACUCCUUAUAUUGGACCAACGUACGAGAGACAGAGAUGUUUUAUUUACUUAUGUUACAAUUGCAUUUGCAGGGCAAACCAUGUAACCAGUCAUGUAUUGGUCCAUCAGAUGGAAAUGUUAAAGUAUUAUGUUGCUGUUUUUUUUAUCUAUACAAUCACAUGUAAAGCCAUUGCUUCAUGUGGAAUCAAAGCAAGUGCAAUCAGGGGCUCCUGGAGGUUUGUAGGGUGCAGUUUAAGGAGUGGUGACCCCCUAGGCCACUUAUAUUCAGAUGUUGUAUGGAGAGCUAUGAGAAUGAAAAACUGAAGGAAGAAAUAUUUUAUCUCUUUAACUUUAUUACUUAUUGUUUGAUUUUAAUUGACCAAAGUUUCUUUUUUGUUUUUGUUUCUUCUUUUUUUAUUUCUAUUUUGUAACUUUUACAGACCAAUAUUAAGGUAAUGAAGUGAGUUCAUUUAAAACAAACGCAGAUGUAAAUAUGUAGAACAUGUUUUAAGGAAACCUGCCACAUGAAUUACCGUAUUUUUUGCCCUAUAGGACGCACCGGUAUAUAAGACGCACCCAAUUUUAAAGGUGCAAAAUCUAGAAAAAAAAGAUUCUGAACCAAACAGUGAUCUUCAACCUGCGGACCUCCAGAUGUUGCAAAACUACAACUCCCAGCAUGCCCGGACAGCCGUUGGCGUUUUGCAACAUCUGGAGGUCCACAGGUUGAAGAUCACUGGUAUAGGAGGUAAUACUCACGUGUCCCCGGCGCUCCGGACCUGUCACCGCUGCCCUAGAUGUCGCCCCGUCCCGUGGUGUCCCCGACGCUCCGGACGUCUUCUUCCCCGGGAUCCACGCUCUCUGUCGCCGUCAUCACGUCGCUACGCACGCCGCUUCUAUUGGAUGACGGGACGGCGUGCGCGACGACGUGAUGUCGUCGAAGGAGAGCGCUGGCCAUGCAGGGGAUCCCGGCAUGGAGCAGACACCGAGGAGGCAGGUAAGGUCCCUCCUGGUGUCCUGUAAGCUGUUCGGGAUGCUGCGAUUUCACUGCGGCGGUCCCGAACAGCCCGACUGAGCAGCCGGGUUAGUGUCACUUUAGCUUCAGACGUGGCGGUCAGCUAUGAUCGCAGCGUCUGAAGGGUUAAUACAGGACAUCACCGCGAUCAGUGAUGUCCUGUAUUAGCCGCGGGUCCCGCCCGUUGAUGGCCGCAGGGACCGCCGCGAUAGGUGUGUAUUUGCCGUAUAAGACGCACAGUUUUGUGGAAGAAAAAGUGCGUCUUAUAUGGCGAAAAAUACGGUAAGGUAAUACGGUAAGGUAAAGAAUGACUUCAAGAAGAUUUAGUAAAAUUGCCUUUAGCUAGAACGGUUUUGCAUACCAUGAGACUGUAAAUGGUAUUGGUCUCCAAACAAUAGAUGUGGACUCCUUUAAAUUAUAAAUAAAAAGAUUAUUUUUAUGUUUGGCAACCAACAUAUGCUCCAGGAAAGGUACAGAUUGCUUUCAUACCCUAAAAGUUAUCCAAAGGUGUCUGCAGCUCUUAGCAAAAAGUACAGCUGACAGAUUCCCCUGAAAGGGUGCUGUUUGUUUCCCCUCAAAAACAUUGGCACUUUCUUUCAUGGGCUAUAUAUGGUAUUGUAGUUAAGUCUUAGCCAUGUAAGCCAAAUUAAAAAAAAAUGUCUAAGCCAAAGCAACAGAAAGAACCUUUACUUAUUAAAAAUAACCUUAGUUCUUCACUAAGCUUCGUUGGCUGUACACUUUGUAACAUGCACUACGGUACAGAAUAUUUCCAAAGAUAAUUAUCAAGAACAAAUAUUUUUAUAAUUUCAUAAUCCAAUUUUAAAUACGGAGAAGUUUAAACAUAUUCAUAAUGUGUGGAAUAUAGAAGGAGUUGUCCUACCUUUAACACUUAUAUCUCUUUAUCCACAGGGUAGUGGAUAAAGUGUAUCAUUGCAGGGCUUGACUGCUGGGACCCCCUGCAGUCUCGAGAAUAGGGAUUCCAAAGUUCCCAUUGGAUUAGAACAGUAGUCAGACAUGCACACUGCCACUCCAUUCACUGACAUCCUUUUAAAGGGGUUGUCCCAUCAUUAACUC
Molecule: messenger RNA, 4798 nt
Organism: Hyla sarda
Lineage: Eukaryota; Metazoa; Chordata; Amphibia; Anura; Hylidae
Gene: KLHL5
Product: kelch like family member 5
Exons: 11
Coding region: 431-2557 (708 amino acids)
Molecular function (GO): protein binding
Source: RefSeq, a predicted model, not a curated record